UCCGAGAGAAGACGUAACCGAACGACGGACGGAGCCGUCUUUUUCAAAUCGCCACCUCCUCCUCCCUCCCGCCCCGAACGAACGAACCCUUUCACAGCCUCCCGAGGGGAAUUAGAGGAGGGGGUAUUAAUAAUAAAUAAGAGGAAAUUUAAGCUCAGAGAGCCAGACGAUGAGGGCCAGACCGACGCUGGAGUGAUGUUGACCUCUGAUUGACCUCCCUGGGUCAUGGAAAACAGCACGGCAUGUGACCAAGCGUUGAAUUUCACCCUAUGCUGGAGCGAUGACGCGGGCGGCGUCGUCGGCUUGAGCACCCAGGUGACCGAGGGCGGCUCGGGCAAGGGCGCGGGCGGUCCUGCAGGAGGAGGCGACGAAGAAGGCGUUGAAGAAGGCGUCGUAGGAGUGGUGGUAGUAGGAGGAGGAGGGAGAGGGCGAGUAGGAGGAGCAGGAGUAGGAGGAGCGGGAGGAGUAGGAGGAGGAAGUGGAGGCGUCCUGCUGGGGAUCUCCUCGACGGACGAGAGCUGGCAGAGCAUCCGGGAGGAGCUGCAAUGGGCCUUUCCCGUCCACAUCUACGGGUUCUCCUGCCUCUUCUUCAUGUUGGCCUUCUACACCUUCUUCUCCAUCCUUAAUCUAAGGUCUCAAAUUUCCAGCCGUCCGUUCAUGUCAACCAUCAAUGUCUUCCUGUGUGUUCUAGGAGUGACCCGGGCUGCCUGCUUUCUCAUUGAACCCUACACUUCUGGGCAGGUGAUGCCAGGAUUCCUGGGCUCGUUCAUGUGGGACGUCGGAUUCCCCUGCAUCCUCUCUGCCUUCAGUCUCAUCCAGCUGGCCUUCUCUCAGCUCACUCAGGUUAAGUUUCGUCCGGAAUGGCUACGCAGGAAAUCGGCACUCAGCCUCCUGAUCACGUCCCAUUUCGCCCUCGUCUUCGGAUCCGACAUAGCCACCGCCUUCGAGAACCACCUGCAGGUGGUGAGAUGGAUCGUGCAGAGCGUCUUCUUGAGCUGGGGACUCGUUCUCUGCAUCACCUUCCUGUACGGUGGCGCCCACAUCAUCAAGCUGCUAAGGACCAUCCCACAAAAUGCCUUUCAAGAGGGAAUGCAGAGUUGCUCCUCCGAGAAUAACAAAGGCAUCCUACAGCUGGCCCUCUUGGCCCAGUGCAACAACAUAGCCUCCUCUGUCCUCACAGCCGCUGCGGCCACGAGUCAGUCCGCCACAGCGGCCACUUCCCCGGCUCACGCGACGACAGUUUCCUCCACACCUUCGCCACAGCCAAUGACACCAAAGAUUCGAAUCACCGACGAGUUUGACCAGACGUUCUCCUACGGGUCUGACAUAGCCGCUGCGGGGUGUUCCUCCUCCUCCUCCUCCUCCCGCCCCUCCUCCUCUGCGAAUUCCUCCUCCGCUGCUGCUACGGCUGCUGCUCUACUGCUGCAGUCUGCUGCCGCUGCGGAAUCAGGUGGGAGGAGCUUUGACGUUUCCCCUGGAAACAUCACAGAGGAAGAAGACGAAGAUGUUGCUGUCGAAUUGGGCAAAACCUCUGCAGGAGGAGCCAAGGGCAAGGGCUCCAAAGCAGACCACUCUGGCAAUAACCACAAGCAACACCACAAUGGUCACCACCACCACCACCACCACAACCAGCAACACCAGCCCUCGACUUCCUCCUCGACCAUCGUAUGGAAAAGUGAGACUAAGAAAACCUCCUCCUCCUCCUCCUCCUCCUCUCCCAUCGGUGGCGAGGGGUCGAAAAACACGGAGGCGAAGGAUUACAAAAGUGCGCGAAAGGGCUCCCACGCGAAUUUCCAGGGGAAGAAGUCGGAGAACACGAAGUUGGGCGACAUUAUCAUAAAAGUCGAGGAGGUGGACGGCGGCGAUAACGACCACUCGCACGACGAGGAGACCAAACUCAUGAUAGACGAUGACGAUGAGGACGAUCACAAAGACCAGAGUCAUAGUGGCGGGAAAGAGAGUGGCGGUGACGCGAAGGGGACGGAGCCCAAGAGAAAAGAGCGAGUGAAGGAAAUCAGUAAGUUCAAAAAGUACGACAGCCUUCGGGUAAAGAAGGGCAUGUGCAACAUUCAGUCGGUGAAGUCGUUGGACUCCCUCCUCCUGGCGGACAACAGCGGAGGGAAAUCGGGCUACGGCAACAGUGGGGACACUGUGCGGAGGGGCAGUUACACGGAGGGCGUGACCAACUGCACCAAAGCCCCGAUCAGCAAGAGAAAGGAGAGCCUGCCCAAUGGCGACUUCGCCAAGACCCACCUCAAACCCGACGGGGAGGGGAAGGUCGUCCCCAAGCGAAAGAAAAGCCUGACGUGGUCGGAGGACACGCAGACGAUCGAGUGCCCUCCCAAGGAGGCGAAGACGCCCUCCCGGAAAAACAGCAGCACUCACGAGGACUGUGAUAAAAUCCCGAGAGACAAUCACAGAAAGUCUAGCGUCUCGUCGAGACGGAACAGCCGCACCUAUGGUAGCGAGAAGUGUAGAGUUAGGAACAAUCGAGCGAACGAGUUCAGUGACCUCAUCGUCAUGGGAGGAGGGGUAGGAGGAGGGCCCGGGGGGAGGCGGCGGAGCAGCACCGUCUCCUCCUGCUCCAUGAGGAAGGGGAGUGAGCAGUGGCAGACGACCCUGGCCUUCCCCCACCACCAGAAGGAGCACCGGAGCCUCAGUGUCUCCUCCGCCGUCGGUCCUGGGGCCAGUGGCUCCCGCCGGAGUAGCAGGAAGAGCCUCAGGGACGACGCUGAGGUGGAAGCUCUCCUAGACCGAUCUCCCGGGGGGCAGGACUUAACGUUAGCGUCGAUUUUAAAUCACAUAGCGUACGUCAAUCAGGCUGCGUCAGCUUCCAAACUGCCAAGACCCAUCAAGGACUCCAGAAAAGCGCAGGUUCAGCAGGUGCUGAUCGUGACCUACGUCACAGCUGUCCUUGGCACUGUACUUUCCUUGGCUCUCGUCUACCGCGUCUACGGCUACUUCAGCUCAGGCGUCGGGUCAGCCACGGCGGCAGCUGCUGCAGCUGCAGUGUUGCCAAAUCCCCCUUGGCUCUGGUUCACCUACGAGUCGGGCUGCCGGUUCCUCGAGUUUUUGAUGGGGUGCGCCAUGGCCAACAUCACCAGGCAGCCGCUCAACAGCACCGUCACCAGAAGACAUUCGCAGUAUCAUCCCAAUUCGCUUAGGCUCAAGCAGAGGAGUUCGCUCUACAACAUCUGAAAGGGCUUUAUCUGGCGUCCCGCAGGGCGGCAGCUUAGGGUUUCUGAUUUUUAUUUUAGAAAAAUAAAAAUGCCAGAUUUUAAUAUCAAUUUUUCCUGAAGCAUUUUUUCUUAAUUUUGCAGUGAAAGUUGGGUAUUGGUAAGCGCCCCUUUGUCAGUAUACAUUAUGAACUGUUACUGUAUGGUACUAUGACCAUAGCAUUGUGGUCUGUCUGAUCAUUAGCGAUAGAUAAUUGCGUACAGUGAAUGAUGUUUUGAUUAUUUUUCUUAUUCAAAAGCCUUUUGGUAUCCUGAUAGAUCAUUAACAGCAUCAACAGACCAGCCAAUACCUCUGUCAGCAGCUUUUUAGCAGUUGUUAAUGGAAUCUUCCACAGUUGGAGGUGCCCUAUCUCACAUUCCAGAAUGAACAAACGAGUUCUCCUAUGAACUGUGGAGUGAUCCAUGAGUCAGUGAAGCUAAAAUUUCCCAUAUGUAAGGUCAAAUGAGUGUCAUUAUAAAUGAAUAGUUACUACGAGGGUCCAGUUCCAUCUACUGGAACAUUAUAUCAUUUUGUUUUUCAAACGAAGUUUAUUUUGAGUCUAAACUUGAGUUUUUAAAUAGAAGCAGACAUCUUGUUGGUGAGUAUUUCAGUGUGAACCAGCUGUCUUUAGACUUAUUGUUAAGUUUUUUGGGAUAAAAUUAGUAGACUGCCUCAGUUUUUCACCAGGAUUUGCUAGUAAUACUGUAAUUAAUCCUUUUCAUGCUUUGCAAAAUUACUUUUAGUCACCAUUGGGCAAUAUACAUGAUAUUCAGUAGAAUAUCAGCAAUUAGAACGAGAGGUUUAUAAAACAUAUCAUGAUUGGGUGCAGGUUUUGCUGUUAGUUUUAAAAGACAUUUUUUAUUUGUAUUACAUCUAAAGGAAAAGUUUUGACUUGUUACAUUAAUCCAACCAUUGUAAUUUAACUAUUGUCUGAAAUAUCUCCCUGAAAUUCAAAGAAACGAAUUAUUUACAGAUAUGAAGAUACUGGUAAAAACCAUCAAGAAUAAGUGUAAAAGGAAACAUAUUAAGAGAAAAUUAGACAAUAAUGCAUUUAUGAGAUAUCCCAGUUUAUUAAAAGUGUCUUGGAUUGUAAGCCACAGAUUAAAAGUGGUCCAUGGUAAGUCAGUCAUGACGUAUUAGAAACAAAAGCACUGUGACUGUAUAUGUAUGAUAUGUUCUAGGCCUCUCCCGAUGAGAAAUUAAAAAACCAAAGCAAAUAAAAUAUUCUAAAUAUGUCUCCUUCAGCAUGUUGGAGUAUGCUGAGUAAACAAAACUAGCCACACAAAAAUCAUAGUUGUUCCGACACGGCAUACAAACCUUCGGUCCUUUUACAAUAGGAAGGUACUAGCGGCAGCUGGAUAGGUCGUAAGCUUUCGAACAAGGGGUUCGGUAGUUAACUGCUUGUCCGACAGGCGCGCGCGCGCGACUGGGAGGUAAACAAACCACUUUUGCUUUCGGCCUCACAGCGAGUAGACGUGUGUGUUCGACGCUCUCUGCCCGCUUCUCGUCGUUUGCUUUCCUUGAGUAUAUGGUUGUGUUUGUGUAUGAAAGAAUCAUUGUAAGUACAAUCAUUUCUCUUUAUUCAUUUAAUUGUGAUUUAUUGGUCAAUCAUGGAAUCUCCUCGCCUCGCUACCCCACGGAGACUAUGCCCGGGUACCGAAGGGCGUAAAUGCGGAAAGUUCCGCUCAUUCCCGGAAAUUGACCCACAUAUUUUGUGCGCUCGGUGUCGGGGGCGCGAAGGCACCCGAGCCGAGCCCUGUGAAGUGUGUAAU
Messenger RNA from Macrobrachium nipponense, 4988 nucleotides. RefSeq lists its product as uncharacterized. NCBI's taxonomy places the organism in Eukaryota, Metazoa, Arthropoda, Malacostraca, Decapoda, Palaemonidae. The transcript is spliced from 10 exons. Bases 226 to 3198 code for a protein of 990 amino acids. The record is from RefSeq and is a predicted model, not a curated record.